This is a messenger RNA of Coccidioides immitis RS, 1066 nucleotides long. RefSeq lists its product as uncharacterized. The transcript is spliced from 2 exons. The record is from RefSeq and is a predicted model, not a curated record. NCBI's taxonomy places the organism in Eukaryota, Fungi, Ascomycota, Eurotiomycetes, Onygenales, Onygenaceae. Bases 764 to 1066 code for a protein of 100 amino acids.
AUAAUCCGUGCAUCCCACUGCGCGUCAGAUUCCCUCAUACAUCCCGGAAAGCCCCAGUACCCACGGCCAAAAUAUCUGGGCAGGCGAUACUUGAAUGGCUCGAUGGGUCUAGCCUUGGUCUGUUGAAUGACAUUGGCUCUGGGCGAUAUGUUGUAUUUGCUCUGGGCCAAGGAUCUGGAUACCGGGAACCCUAACCGUUAACUAACUUUGCUUUCUGCUUUCCUUUUCAAGCUAUUGAGUAUUAUGGUAUUUUUCCCAUGCCUAUUCCUUGGCAUGCACAGGCAUUCGAGAGCCUCGGGCUUGGUGAGUCUCUUCAGGGAACCAUUAUGGCCGCCAUAAACAUCACAGCUUGAGUUACGUACUGGCAAUUACAUCCACGAAGGUCCCGAUGUAUCCCAUGCCAACACGAUAUUGCACGACGACCUCAAAUACUCGAAUCACAUUCCGUCUUCGCUUGUGUGCCAUGAAUUCUAAUAAGCGAGGUGGAGCGGCGAUGCCCCGAAUGGAGUCAUGAUCCCGGCGGACCUAUGCAUAGUCGCUUUCACAACGACCCUAAAGGGACACUCAAUCGAUUACAAGGAAAUCCGUCACAACACCUCAUGGCCAAUCGCAGUCUGCAGAUAUGCACUGACAGGCAACGAAAGCCUUGGGAUGCGCGGGUAGGACUAGUCAAGCCAGUAAUAUACAACCAAGUCACAUCGUAUGCGCCUGGAUUUCCUGGAAACCUUUCUUUGAUGGCACCCUUAAUACCUCUUUAAAAGCGAUGGGCCAAGGAAAAUACGGCGGACGACCUCGGAACUCGAACACACAGCAUGUUCACAACGUGACAGCCUCUGUCAUUUCUACCAUUCCACCCGAUCUAUCAUCCUUGGUUCCAGCAUCUGCGUGGACUACUCUAAAAGCGCGACAGGCCCCAGGAAGGCCAGUUAAGCGAGAUUUGGCAGCCUGGUUCAAAGUAUCAGACGACAAAAAUUCCCCGGGGCCUUUAAAGAUACAACCUCCGGAGGUAAAAGAGGAUACGGGUUGCAAUCGUUCUUGGAAUCACACGGGACGCCCUAGAAGCUGA